This is a messenger RNA of Xyrichtys novacula (pearly razorfish), 6319 nucleotides long. The record is from the annotation of a GenBank genome assembly. Lineage: Eukaryota; Metazoa; Chordata; Actinopteri; Labriformes; Labridae.
AUGUUGAUGGAGCUGAUUUAUCCCUGUGCACCUGUGUUGGAGCCUGCACGGCUGGCCGAAAAGCAUCAUCACGACCCUCGCACAUGCACGCUUGCGCUGGCUGAUGGAAGCGGAGGAAGACAACUCAGCCGCUCCUUCUCCUCCUCCUCAUCCUCCUCUCCCGCGGCAGCAACGAACAGCGGCUUCUUGGUCCAUAUCGGAGCAGUAAAGGUCAAUUUAUCGCCAACCUCUGCAAGGAAUCGAUGUCCAACAGCUGUCCAUCACUGCUCAAUCCCCCAGAGAGCGGCUCCUGAUUUGAUUUGCAGCCACAGUCCACGCGCAGACAAUCCGCAGAGGAAAACACAGCGGCGGCGUGUCAUGAAGUGUCCCCCUCAGGUGCCACGGUGCGCUCCCGCAGGCUCGAAUAUUACGCUCGGUGUCUGUUUGGAGCGUGGCAUCACAACAUAUUUACCGCUGAAUUGCUGCUUCUGGAGUCAUUCAACCAAGUGUGCUUCCUGCAGGCCGCCUCUCCGCACAGCUGCUAUUGGAGGAGGAGAAGGGGUGAGUCACGCUUUGACGCGCUUUCAUUGGACGAGAGGGCGGUCCAUCCACGUCUCAGGGGCUGUGCGACCCCCCGGGCACUUUCGAUGAAUGGGCGGGUCUUCGCUCACAGCUGGAAGGUACCUCACACACCCCCACAGAAACACACCCACACACACACCUUCACUGAACCCUGUUCGUCCCAUCUUAAAAUGGGAAUCCUAGAAGUCUUUGGCAUGAAUUUUCUCACCUUUUGGAAAAAUGUACAGAUAAUUUCAUGAGCUGUUAUCACUUUGCUAAGAUGACAGCCUGUAACCAUAACAUCUAAACAAAUAAAUCUUAAAAAAACUGCUGCAGGAGCGGAUUCAGGUUUACACCUUCAGGGGGGCUUGCCCUUAUACCAAAGGUUUUACUGAUCGAGAAAUAUUUUCCUCCAAUCGAUCAUUUUUAUAACAAAAAUAUCAUUGUCAGUAAUUAUGAAUUAAUCUAACAUAAUGACUCGACUAUAACUUUAUUUUCAUAAGGAAAUUACUUAAAACCAUUUUCUAAUCUUUAAAAAAAUCCUUUUAACCUUCCUCCUGUGUUAGCUUUUACUACGCACCCACCAUGUUAAGGGUCGGUUUUGACCCGUGUCUUAAAUCAGCUGUAACUGACAGUAAAAACAUUUCUCUAUCAUCCAAUUUAGUUCUCUUUAUUAUCCAUGAAAAUAUUGCUUAUAAUAGUUUUUGUUGUGGGCCUCUGGGUCUUUCUUUGUCAGUAUACCCCUCACACAGACAUCCAUACUGAACUGAGACAUGCACAAAGUUGUUCUUUGUGCAGGGAAAAACAUGGCAAAAUGAGAAUUUCCUAAAUCCUACAUGAUUGGAAGAGGACCUGAUGGUCAGUGUGGUGCCUGACAGUGCACUUAUGAUUUUAGUUUUUGCUCUAAUUAUUAGAUAUUUAUCUAACCAGGUCAACAGCGACCCUAACACCACAAGUGCCAUAAUUUUAACAAGAGCAAUUUGUAAUUUAGUCAAUUCAAUUUUUCACUUUUACUUUGUUGAAAUAGAGGUUCCUGACAAAGUCAAAAAGUCUUGAUGCACAAAAGCAAAUUUAAGUGGCUCUUUGAACACUUUAAAAUUAAAAAUGGGUUGGUGCAGACUCUAACACAAGAGGAGGGUUAAACAAGUGGCUCAAAUACUCUAUGAUAGUCUUUAUUUUUGGUGACAUGGACUUUAUCGGUCAACUUCCUUAUGUUCAACAAUUCUACAAAAUAUCAUAACAAAAGACCUAUGUCUAUGAUAAGAAUGUAUUAGGCUGUAUGAAUAUUUACAAGCCACUUAGCACUUCACCAAACACUGUAAUUCAACUCCAAAAACUGUAUUCACCCCCUAAAUUAAGUUACAAUGAUGUGACGGAGUUGCCGACCCAUAAAAACAACAAAACAAACAGGUGACACAAUCAACAGCAACAUUUGGAGAUGUUACUGUGUUGUAGGAGAGCUUCACUAUAAAGUAAUGUCCAAAUCAAAAGAUAUAGUAGAUGACACUUGAUCAAAUACAAGUCCUUUAUAAGGAACAGUCCUUUGAUUAUUUAUUGCUAUCAGUGUUUAUCAGCCUGAUAGCAGCAGGAACAACAGAGUUUAAAUAUCUGAUAGUUUCCUUAACGAGAAGGUGAGAUAUUGUCCUCCUGACAUUGUAAGGUGUUAUUCAAUGUGAAUUCAUUCUGUUCUUAUGUAAAUGACUUCGGUUCUUUUUACACUAUUUUUUAUUGGACAAAAAGAGCCUACACCUGAUUGUCAGCACACCAAAAAUGACUUAAUUCUGCAUUUUACUUUCUGUCAUUACAAGAGACACAGGGACUUCCCUGAAACUCCUGUGAGGAUUUUUUGACAACUCUGACUGAGACUGAGAUUCAUAUUAAAAGAAAAAAAGGAAAGAAAACACCAGUUUCCUGAAUCUUUACGUUACCCAGCUGUCCUGAGUGUCAGUCAGUGAUCAUUUACAUACUGUGAAAAAGAGCAGUGGGCUCCCCGAAGUUGACAUUGAGUGCUAAUGAAUGUAUUUGAAGGCAUGUGACGAGCAGCCUCGUGUGUUUGCCGUGACCGGCACACCUCCAGCUGAAUUCAGUUUUCAGAGAACAUCAUGGGUGAGAGUGUGUUAGAGAGGGAGAACAGGAGCGUCCUUUCAGCUCAGUCCUCUAUGAAUAAAAAGGGGAACUUUGAUAUAAAUCUGAUAAGUAUCUCUCUAAAAUCAAGCCGUGGAACUUAUUUUCUCUGCUUGUCUUAUGACUGCUUGCUGCUUCCCUUUUAUCUUUAGUAUCUCACACGAACCUAAAAUACUUUAACAAUGACUUAUACAAUGAACUAGAGGCGCUGUGUCCAAUGUUGUUAAACGUACACAAAAAAAGGCCAGAUAAUAAGAAGAAUCUGAAUUAUUCACUUAAUCUGACUUGUUCAUCGCCAAAGAACGCUUUUCAGUGGUUGGGAGAGGCUUCGAGUGUCAUGAACACAAACAUAAAAAUACUUUGUUUUCACAAAAUAUUAGUCAAGAGUAUUGCCAAAAUGUUACACAUGUCAAGACAUCCCGAUAUGAGUAAUUGUUUUUUGGGAUACUGGGCCUAGAUCUAAAAGUUAUCACACCAAAAAAUCAUCCAAAUUUUGUAUUUGUACUAUUUUUCUUAAAGCUCCUGUGUUUUUUUUUCUUUUUUUACAUCUCUGAAAUAGACUGAAAUUCAUGUUGAAUGUUUUUUAAUGAGGUUCAAAAGCAAACAAAAUCAUACAUGACAUAAUUGGCUACUUUGACACAGUAAUUUGUAAUGCCUGAAACCUGUCUGUAGGGGGGAUAGGAGUCAGUCAAGCAGCUGAAAAAGCGCCAUUUUUACAAUGCCCUCAUAAAUUACAAUAAAUGAUGUGCUUGACUCUCAAAAGUUAACAGGAUGAGUUUUUCUGUCAGACAACAGUACUUUAUCAUGCCAAGGACAAGAAAAGCAAAGAUUGCUUUGUCGACAAGAAGCAGCUGGCACCUACCACUUCACACUCACUUCAGCCCUUAAAAAUUACACUAUAAGAAUUGUCGAUGUUGUCGCUCAUUUGCUUGUGAAUAACAUGAAAAAGCAUCAGUAUGACUUUCAGCUGAUUUCAUGAAUGUGAAAAAACUCCUGACAGGAGCUUUACGUAGUCUCAUGUGUACAAAGCAGUUGUGCAGUUCCUUCAGUAUGUGUACGAUUUUAUGUAAAUUACUGAUAAAUUUAGAUAAACUAUUUUGUCUUUAUCUUUGCUUUCUGUGAAUCUGAUUGGCUGUACUUUUUCCAGACUUGACAAUGUCCAACUGAAUGAAAAGCAACUUUUAUAUACCAUAAAGUUUAUCAUGUUAAUUGUAUAUUUGCAACUGUAUACCAACAGUAUUGUUGAAAAAAAGUGUAUUGGAGAACAUGAGAUAUUAAUGUUGUGCUAAAAGAAGUAUAACACUAGUUGCCACACAACUUGUGUAAGGAGAGAGAUGAAGUAGCAGUGAGUGAGUGAGCUUAAAGCCUCUCUCAUUAGACUCUCAGAGAUGAUUAAUGAAGUAAUGUGUUGCUGUUUCUAAUGUGACUGAUUAUGUUGUUUCAUUAUAUCAUCUGAUAUCAUUAUUGUCCUAUUUGCAACUAAGAGUUAUCCUGGAGACAAGUUUGGAUAACAUUGUAUGAUUGCGACCCAGAGGUGGUGGUUACUUGAAGUUUGGGGAAACAUAUUAGUGCAAAGGCUCAUCACACAUCAUGAAUUAUCCUCCUGCAUUAAUUUGAUCAAACUAGCAUUAAACAGAUUUUCAGACCUUUGAAUUUUUAACAAUAAUAAAUCUAACCCCACAAAUGUUCUUGUAAAGCAACAACUCCCCCCUGUGGUUUUAAAUGGAGCUCUGCUGCCAUCAUCUGAGUGCUGGAUGAACAUGCUCAGCAGUUAAUCAUCUCACACAACAUGCACACAUUAAGAAAAACACUCUGGUAAGAGAGAGGAGUCACUUAUUUUUGACUUAUUUUACAGUAAAGGAAAUAAAAGAUGCACUACACUGGCUACAUUUAUUUCAGCUACAGUAUUUACACUCCUUUCACACUGAAGGACAGGCUCUAUAACUUCAUAGAAACAUGGUCUGACCUCAAGGCCAGCUACAGUGCGUCACAAUAAAUUCUCUGUGGACAGAAUAGAGCAAGAAGUGACCUCAGACAAAACCUCUGUCGCUGUUUUUAAACCUCACUUCUUCUGUUAAAGGCAGAGCAUGCAGCCAGAACUUCAACAGUCAAGAUUUCCAUCAAACAAAAGUCCUUUUCAGGUUUUCUAUCCACAGGAGAAGCUGUUUGGAUGAGCUGGACGGUGCUUCAUCUCUGCUCCUGUGGCAGACCAUGCUGCCAUAUGUGCAAAGUUUAGAAGAGUUAACCAUAGAGAAAAACAUCCAACAACCACGGCAUGUUCUCUCUCUCUCUCUCUCUGUCUGUCAUACUUUUUCAGAUUUCUUUUAUGUUUUCUUGCUUCAUUUUUCUAUUCACAGGUAUUUAAAGUCAGACUCUCCUCUACAUAUUGAGACAUUUAAGUGGUCUUUUUAAACUGCACUUGUACAUGUAUUUUUAUUAGUACUCUUUCUAGUUAUUUGUUGUGUUUGCAUUAAUGCUUCCACUGACACAAAUAUCCUCAUGGAGAACUAAUGUCAUUUGAAGUCAACAGAAUACAGAUUUCACAAAUGAUAAAGCUGAGCCUGGUCUCUGACCUUAAACACAAUGGUUCAAAAAGAGUAUAGAAAAAGGGUUGAAAUGAAAAGACUGAUGAUUCCUAUGAAAAGGUUACAGCAGCGUAUCAUCCUUUGUUCACUUGUCUUGUUUAACUUGACACAUAUGUUGACAGUGUCUUACAAGAGUCAUAAAAACCAUUGUGUGAUGUCUUAAAUGGUGUUUCAGAUAAUUCCAGAGGAUUCAGUCCCCAUCAGUGACGUUUUUUCUCUCUUUGAUAAGCAGGAGGAAAUGACGAGCAGCACUGCAGCGAUGUGACUCAUCUUGGUAGAAAACGACCUUUAUAGUCUCUCUGGGAACCCUGCAACACACGCGUACCCUCAUAUUCAUACGCACUCUCACACACAGAAACAAACACAGUCAUCUGUCAAUUACAGAUGCAGCUCGCUCUGCUCUUAAGAGGUGAGGAACUACCCAGCUCAUCUAUGCACAGUUCAAAAGCCAGUAUCUAAGUGCCCACAGCAUGGGUAGCCUACUAUUAAUAAAAAAUAUGAUGAAGGAGACCUUGAACUGUGAGCUGAAGCAGAAAUAGGAUGUUUCUCUUUUAAAACUCCAGAAACUGGUCUCUUUGCUUUCCAAGCAUUUGCAGAGUGUUGUUAAAAGAGAAUACUGAUAAGGAUGCCUCUGUCCUAACUUUAGUGAAACAUGUUGCAGGCACCAAAUAUAAAAUGAUUGUAUAUCCUCAUUGAUGUGUUAGCAUAGCACUAUUUACAAUUAAAUAUCGGCUUUAAAUAAUAUACAAACCGUUAAAACCUGUUUGUAUAAAAAUAAUUCCCACUGUCUCCCAAUUCAUUUAGAGUUUGGGUUGUAUAUGCUUCUCACAAGAUAACACAGGUGACUGUCUGUGUGUAUCUUCAUGUGAUAAUCUGCUAUUUUCUUCUUGCAGGAGCCUGAGGGGUCUAGAGAACAACAAUUGCACCUCAAAGGUGGGAGUGGUAGGAGGCGCAAAGUGAAACAGUCUUCCAGUGGAUACACAAAAAGACUUUCAACUCCUAGAAAAGAAAUAUUUGGAGGUAUAAGUCCUACUGUUGGAGGAAAUGCAGCUGAAGUCAUUUGGUUAUAA